UCUCGUCAAGCACCUUCCCAUUUUGGAACCGGGCCUGCAUGUGGUCUGCAUCGGACGGUUCUUUAACCACGACAGCACUUAGCUUGUCGGGUUGCAGGAGCAGCAGCUUCAACAGACUUCAAACCCAGACUUCCCUCCCCCCAGCCACUUCGUCCAGCUCUUCCGGGGGAAUGCAGAAGUGUUCCCAGACCAGCCGAGAGACGUCGUCUCUCCAGCAUCGUCUGGGUCUUCCCCGGGGCCUCCUCCCGGUUUGACGUGCCCGGAAUACCUCACCAGGGAGGUGUUCAGGAGGCGAGAUGCCCGAGGAACCUCAUCUGGAUCCUCAAUGCAGAGGAGCAGCGGCUCGACUCUGUGCUUGUUCCCAAAUAAAGUGGUUAAUCAAUAUUAUUCCAAAUUCUGUCCAAGUCACUCGAAGUGACAUCAUCAGAAGAUGACAGCACAUCACCUGACACUUAUCCUGCCAUAGAAAUCUAAGCUAAUAAUCAAAUGGCCAUCACAGAUAUUUUGCCACAGCCAAGUGUGUGUUUUUGAUAUUUUUUUUCUUCUUCAAUGCUGCUAUUUGUAAAUAGAUGCCGAACGACUUACCAUUGUUCCUGUAAAAGUGACAUUUCUAUUCUAUCCUUAGAGAUAUGAUCUUUAUACCAGGUAUUAUACUGUAACUCCUCGAUGGUGACGUAUGAAAAUGGACAUGUACCAGCUGAAUCGUAAAUGGAGCAGGACUUCAAAUGUGUCAUCAUUCCUUGGUUAUAUUAGUUUGAAUAUACAUAUUUUGCUGUGUGUGUUCUAUUUGGGGCAGUGCAGUAUUUGAUACCAAAAUGACUUCAAGGUCAGAUGACAAAGAUGUGAAAAUUAUUCCUCUCGAACCCCUUUACAAACCAUAUCUGCCAUUUCGAAAUGAUUAUAUAGCAGUUAAAUCGAUAAAUAUGAUUCAGAAUGCGCCUUCUGCUUUUUGCAUGGAGCGCCUUCCGGUCUUCGGCUAUAUCCGGCUCUGUGACGUCACACUUGCCGUACUACCUGUUCCCGUCCUUGUAUGGUUUGUCGUAUGCUUUAGCGAUUUCGCGAUGGUUUAUUGUGUGGCAGUCGGUUGUACAAAUGGUUCAGGCAGCGGCAAGAGCUUCUUUGGCUUUCCAAACGAAAAAGGAAUACGUGACCAGUGGAUACGGAAAGUCAAUCGACAGGGGAAGAAACGCGGCCAGCUAUGGGUGCCUAGCAAGCAUUCCAAACUCUGCGGUGAUCACUUCGAACCGGCGUGUUUUGAGAAGGACUUAGCCGAAAGCAUCGGAUACACAGGUGUAGUUAGGCAGAGGCUGAAACCAGCUGCAGUGCCAACUAUUUUCCCUACGCCCAUAGGGACCUCAACCGCCAGCAAGAGGACUAAAUCUCACAGCCGCCACGGUGCAGCGGCGAAACGGCGCAGACAAGAGAAGCAGAGCAAAGGAGUAACAAAGGCUAAAAAGAAGAAAUUGGCCAGAGACCGAGACACAAAAAGCCUGAACUUAGGAGCUGCCUUUCAGAGGUGGAGGGACUUCAGGCAGCAGAGAGGAUUCAAAACCGAUGCAGAAUUAGCAACAUUUCUGCUUGACUGCGUUUGUACUAAGGAGGAUCGUACCUACAAGCCAGAUGACUUGAAGAAUCUGAGAGAAAACAAGCUGAAGGAAGAGCUCCAGCGCCGUGGCCUGGACACCAAAGGCCUGAAGCUGGACCUGGUCGAGCGGCUUGUGCCUGCGAUGAAGGAGGAAGCCUCGGUCAAUUCACCUGGCCGAGGGGCCGAGGAGCAGGGCAACAAAAGCACAAAGGACAAAGAUGAUAAUUGGGGAGAGGGAGAAGAAGAAAAAAGGCAAAAGCAGCAAGGUGACACACUGCUCGAGGAAAAUGAAGGCAGAGAUUCCGGUGGCUGCUACAAGGAAGAGGAUGCUGAGCCGGAGGCCGAAUGCCACCCGCACGAGAGUCAGCCGGUGUCGUACUGUGGCCACAGUGUGCCGGACUUGAGUGCCAACGCAGACCUUCCCAGAACGGCCGCCAUCACUACAAUAGCUAUCAAACUCGAACCGGACGAGGGGGAACAUGUUGACAUCAAAAAAGAAAUGAAAGAGGAGCUCAAAAUCGAGAACGCCCUAUUGCUAGUCGCCGACGCUGGGUGGACAGAGCCGAAACACAGACAAGAUGGAGCCUGUCCGACUGUGGAGGUGGAGACCGAGAGAAGCGGACACUGCGACCGAAAGCGACCGCGUGAGAACGGGGGCCACAACGACAAUGAGCACACCCAGAAGAAGAGACAGGAUGAUGACCCAAAGAAAAACUGUGCCCAGUACGUGCCUGACUGGAUAAACAAGCACAAAUUUCCUGGAAUGGCAGCAAGAAGUUAGGGCAGCGGCACAAAGUGAAGCUUCCUCGUCAGAUUAUUAUGUUCAAUAAUGUGCGGACAACAACUGUAUGCCAACAAGAAUUUUAUUCAUCAUACAAUGUCCCACUGGAUCGAGAUGAGCAACCAAGAUGAGGAUUAUGGCGGUGGACCUGGGUGCCGAGCUGCUGGGAAAGACGGUGAUCUUCCGUCGCGCAAGGAGGACGAGCUAAACCAGACGCUCGCCAGCCUACUGACUCAAGUAGCCGAUCUCACAUUCCUCACAGACACGUUAAGUGCUCAGCUGAGAGAGAUGAACAGGAAGCCGGUCUCCUUUUCUCUAUGCUCCAAAAAGUGAUUUAUUUUUUCAAAGGUGGUAUGCGACAGUAUAUUAAAACAUAAUUGUCCGAUAUAAAGCCGGAAGCUGCUACGUCACACACCGCCAACCUCUGCAAGGAGGAAGAAGUGGACAUAACAUCAGGGCUUGUGAUUUGUUAUUAGCUUGUUUUUGAAGCAACUAUGUGUUCAAUAAAGGGGAUUGCUAUUAGGGGUGCUCCGAUCAGGGUUUUAUGCUGCCGAUUCCGAUACCGAUCAUCCAUGAGUGAAAUCUGUUGAUCACUGCCGAUACCAUUCAUAUGGAUGAGCUGUAAAUGUUGCAAUUUAUGUAUGAUGAGGUGUAUAGGCUAUAUGAUCCGACAUGUUUGUUAGGGUUUGCUUUGCAGGUCCUGAGCGCUCGUGCAGUGUGAAGGGGGACGCUACACUAGGGGUCGGUGAUUAUUGG
Molecule: messenger RNA, 3122 nt
Organism: Phycodurus eques (leafy seadragon)
Lineage: Eukaryota; Metazoa; Chordata; Actinopteri; Syngnathiformes; Syngnathidae
Exons: 8
Coding region: 816-2366 (516 amino acids)
Source: RefSeq, a predicted model, not a curated record